Messenger RNA from Ogataea haglerorum, 1041 nucleotides. RefSeq lists its product as uncharacterized. The coding region runs from base 1 to 1041 and encodes 346 amino acids. The transcript has a single exon. Gene Ontology annotation, biological process: sphingolipid metabolic process; intracellular sterol transport; regulation of plasma membrane sterol distribution. The record is from RefSeq and is a predicted model, not a curated record. Gene Ontology annotation, cellular component: cortical endoplasmic reticulum; Golgi apparatus. NCBI's taxonomy places the organism in Eukaryota, Fungi, Ascomycota, Pichiomycetes, Pichiales, Pichiaceae.
AUGAUUUGUGUAGAGUGCUCUACACCCAUUCAAACUCUUUAUGAGAAAUACAAAGGGGACCAUAUUCGAUUGACGGUUUGUACUAACUGUCACAAAGUUGCAGACCGAUAUAUAGAAUUUGACAAGGUGCUACUAUUCAUCGAUUUGAUGCUUCUGAAGCCACAGGCUUAUAGACACACGAUCUACAACCAAUCGCUGAACUAUGGAGCGGAUUUUGAGGACGGAAAAGGAGCUUUGCAAGGCAACCAAAGAACAUUCGUGCAACGAAAUGGCCCGUUUUUGCGCCUGUUGGUGCUUAUGCUUCUAUUGGAGGUCUACCUGACAUGGGCCUACGAGGAGAAGAAUUAUUUGGAAAAUAUACACAAAACGUCGUUGAUCAAUCGGAUCGUCUUGGAACUGCCAAGUGUCAUGUCGCAAUAUUCGUUCUUCUUGACAAAGGCCGUCCUCGAUACCGUUGUUCUGCAUUUGUCGCUUCAAUUCUUCAUCUACAAAUUCCUUGGGUUUGGAUACCCAAUAACAGUGGAAUUUGAAAAUCAUCUACCUCUGUCGUCUUCCAAAGCUUUGCCUCCCAAUGAAUUGCCUCGAGUGGCAAGGUCUACUUCCUCCUCGUCGUCUACGUCAUCAAGCCCUCCAAACAUUCAAAGAGUCCACUUUUCCAGAAAUUAUUUCAUCAGCAUCGUUUCCUCUACCAUUUUGCUUUCCAACCUUAUCAAGCUGUUUCCGAUUGUGAUGCUUAUCUGGCCAUAUGACACAUUCAUCCUCAAUAUCACAACGAACGUAGUACAAAUCAUACAUCUUGUCAUCCUCAUUGAGGCCAUCCAUAUCGUGCUACUACAAAACCAGAACAAUCACUACUGGAAGAUCGCGCUGAUUGUUUUUACGAGCCAUGUAAUCAAGCUCAUUGUCACCAGACUCUUGAUCAUGUCGGUUUUCCGACUCAUGUACCAUCUACCAUUCAAAACACUUAUUUUGGAUGAAAUGCAUCAAAUCCAAUUGAAGUUGGAGCUGGUGACCGAACUGUUCAAAUAUCUUAGUCUUUGA